GGUAAUACGUCAUCCCGCCGCCAUAGCUGUCUUCCUGCACCGGCUGAAGGAGUCUGGAGUCAUGAGAGGAAUCCGGUCUCUCAACAGUCUCCCCAAACGUUGCUAUGCUGCUGCCAGGAGGAGUGAAGCUCUGACUGAACCUCUUUCAGCCCGCGCUCCGUCCAAAGCUGCAGCCCUCACGCCCCAAAAUGUCCAGGUGUCGAAGCUUCCCAACGGUCUGGUGAUCGCGUCCCUGGAGAAUAACUCUCCUCUGUCCAGAGUCGGAGUGUUUGUGAAGGCUGGGAGUCGCUAUGAGGGACUGGAGAACCAGGGAGUCUCUCAUGUGCUGCGGCUGGCUGCAAACCUGACGACUAAAGGAGCUUCUGGCUUCAAGAUCUGUCGGAGUGUGGAGGCUCUGGGAGGCAGCCUGAGUGUGACGUCGUCAAGGGAGACCACCGUCUACACCGCAGACUGUCUGAGACAUCACCUAGAUACGUUACUUGAGUGUCUGGUGGACGUGACUGCGUCUCAGGACUUCCGGCCCUGGGAGGUGAACGACCUGACGUCCAGGGUGAAGAUCGACAAGGCUCUGGCUCUGCAGUGUCCUCAGAUCGGUGUAGUUGAGAAGCUGCAUGAAGCAGCGUAUAAAAACGCCCUCUCCAACUCUCUGUACUGCCCCGACUACAUGGUGGGACACGUCUCCCACACACAGCUGCAGUCGUUUGUUGAGGACACUUUCACCACUGGCAGAAUGGCUCUGGUAGGACUAGGUGUGGAGCACUCUGUCCUGAGGCAGGAGGGGGAGGGGCUCCUGAGUGCCCGCGGCGGGACCGGAGCACCCGUGGCGAAGGCCGUGUACCGUGGAGGUGAGGUGAGAAUGCACAACAACAACGAUCUGGUCCACGCUCUGAUCACCAGCGAGGGCGGAGUGUCAGGGAGUGCAGAGGCUAACGCUUUCUGCGUGCUGCAAAGGAUUCUGGGAGCUGGGCCGCAUGUCAAGAGGGGCUCCAACAUCACCAGCAGACUGAGCCAGGGCAUCGCCAAGGCAACCACACAGCCCUUUGAUGCGUCGGCCUUCAACGCCUCGUACUCCGACUCCGGCCUGUUUGGCGUCUACACCAUCGCACAAGCUGACGCUGCAGGAGAGGUGAUCAAAGCUGCCGUUGCUCAGGUGAGCAGCGUUGCCGAGGGAAACGUGUCCGACGCCGACGUCACCAGAGCAAAGAACCAGAUGAAAGCAGACUACCUGAUGUCCAUAGAGAGCUCUGAGGGUCUCCUGGAGGAGAUGGGAGCUCAGGCUCUGACCACGCUGUCCUACCAGCCUCCUGAAGCCGUUCUCCAGACUAUAGACGCUGUCACCCACGGCGACGUGGUCCAGGCUGCGAAAAAAUUUGUGGACGGUAAGAAGACGAUGGCAGCGAGCGGACACCUGGUGAACACACCGUUUGUGGAUGAAGUAUGAAGAUAACGGUCCAUUUUAACUCGCUGCCUGUUUGCUUUAAAGGACAUCAAAGCCUCAGCUUCCUUCAACAAUCAUUGAUUUCACCGAUCAUUUGUUGUCUAUCCUGCAGUACGUUUAACUGGGAGCCGCAGAGUCACAAUGCAAUAUCUGUUUGGUUGUUUUGUCAAUUUAACUGUAUAUCUAUGUAAAUUAAAGACGGUCAUAACAACUUU
Messenger RNA from Centropristis striata (black sea bass), 1653 nucleotides. RefSeq names its product cytochrome b-c1 complex subunit 2, mitochondrial. Gene Ontology annotation, molecular function: metal ion binding. Gene Ontology annotation, cellular component: mitochondrion. The transcript has 14 exons. Bases 62 to 1441 code for a protein of 459 amino acids. NCBI's taxonomy places the organism in Eukaryota, Metazoa, Chordata, Actinopteri, Perciformes, Serranidae. The record is from RefSeq and is a predicted model, not a curated record.